AUGGGAAAACUGGUCAAACUCGAAGGGGGGUUCGAUGCCUAUCUUUCAACUGCGCCGGAAGAGGCUCCGAACAAAGGGAUUGGCAUUUUAUUUGCUCCGGAGGCAAUGGGUAUAUAUCCGAAUAGCCAACUCCUGGCGGACGGUUUUGCCGCCAAAGGAUACACCACGCUUAUCCCAGACGUAUUCAAUGGAGAUGCAGUACCGUUGAACAAGUUUCCGACCAUCGACCUAAUGAGUUGGCUUACCAAGGGCUCUAAUGGCAAUAAUCCGCAUACUACCGAGCACGUUGACCCUAUUAUCGUUGCUGGAAUCAGAGCAUUGAGGCAGUUGGGAAUACAUCGGAUUGGAGGUGUUGGAUAUUGCUUUGGUGCCAAGUAUGUAUUACGACAUUUCAAGAGCGGUAUUGAUGUCGCUUUUAUUGCUCACCCAAGCUUCGUCGAGGAAAGCGAAUUGGCUGCUUUAUCGGGACCUUUGUCCAUUGCGGCAGCUGAAACCGAUUCUAUAUUUACUACCGCGAUGAGACACGAAUCGGAAAAAAUCCUCAUCAAAACAGGGCAGCCCUUCCAGAUAAACCUCUUUUCUGGAGUUGAGCAUGGCUUUGGAAUUCGAGGCGAUCCAGCUGUGAAGGUACAGAAAUUUGCUAAAGAACAAGCAUUUUCCCAAGCAAUUGCUUGGUUCGAUGAAUAUUUGUUGAAACAAUGA
Molecule: messenger RNA, 702 nt
Organism: Trichoderma aggressivum f. europaeum
Lineage: Eukaryota; Fungi; Ascomycota; Sordariomycetes; Hypocreales; Hypocreaceae
Exons: 2
Coding region: 1-702 (233 amino acids)
Molecular function (GO): hydrolase activity
Source: RefSeq, a predicted model, not a curated record